This is a messenger RNA of Eimeria necatrix, 1545 nucleotides long. Its product is annotated as nucleolar protein 5A, putative. The coding region runs from base 1 to 1545 and encodes 514 amino acids. The record is from RefSeq and is a predicted model, not a curated record. Gene Ontology annotation, molecular function: snoRNA binding. NCBI's taxonomy places the organism in Eukaryota, Apicomplexa, Conoidasida, Eucoccidiorida, Eimeriidae. Gene Ontology annotation, cellular component: box C/D methylation guide snoRNP complex; small-subunit processome. The transcript is spliced from 6 exons.
AUGUCGAGCGAGGUGUUCCUGCUGUUCGAGGCGGCGCCGGGGCUGCUGCUGCUGCGGGUGAAGGAGUGGGACAGCAUAGCCCAAGACACUGACGCUGUGCAGGAGGCUUGCGCAGAUGCACAGCGUUUCAAACAAUUGGUCUCUUGCGAGGCCUUUUACCCUUUUGCAGAUGCCGCAGAGGCUCUCGAGACGCUGCUGGGGGUGGCGGGGGGCACUGUGCCUCCGUGCAUGCAGAAGUUCCUGGAGCUGCACAUGCCUGCUGCUGCGCGGGGGGCUGGCAAGAAGAAGAAAGCUGCUGCAGCAGCAGCAGCAGGAGCAGGCGAGUGCUGCCUGGGGGUUUGCGACCCCGCUCUCGGGAAAUCCCUCGGAGAUCUCGGAUUCAAGAUCUUGUACAACCCCACGAUGCUGGAGCUGCACAGGGGAGUCCGCAUGCACCUGCAGGCGCUGGCAAAGCCCCUCAAGUCCUUGCCUCUGACCAAGUUUCAAGUCGGGCUGGGCCACAGCUACAGCCGCGAGCUCAUGCAGCUCGACCCCCGCAAGCAAGACAAGCCGAUCAUGCAGUCCAUAGCGCUCAUUGACUCUCUGGACAAAACCAUCAACACUUUUGCAAUGAAACUCAAGGAGUGGUACGGCUGGCACUUCCCGGAGCUCCUCAAGAUCGUCCCGGACACUGAGGCUUACUGCAGAGUCGUCUUGGUGGUCAAGCAGAAGGAAGAAUUCGACCAAGAGGAGGGGGGGGAGCAGCUGCUGGCUGCUGUGGGCAACAGCGAGGAAGUGGCAGCAGAAGUUGUGCUGCGGCUGUGCGAGCAGCGGCGGGCGCUGCAGGAGUACCUCAGCGGCAAAAUGGAUGUGGUUUCGCCCAACUUGAAGGCAGUUGUGGGCGAAGUGUUGGGGGCUCGGCUUAUAUCGCACGCAGGGGCUUUGGUGUCGCUCGCCAAGUACCCGGCCUCUACGAUUCAGAUUCUGGGGGCGGAGAAGGCUUUAUUCAGAGCCUUGAAGGCACGCAGCGGCCGCACCCCCAAAUACGGCCUUUUGUUCCACUCUUCUUUUAUUGGCAGAGUGCAGCAGCAGAAGCACAAAGGCAGAAUGAGCAGGUAUCUGGCCUCCAAGUGCGCCCUGGCCGCCCGCAUUGAUGCCUUCAGCGAUGAAGCUGAUCAGCCAUCUGGGGAACAGCCGCGGCAGCAUGUCUUUGGCGACAAGUUGAGAGAGCAGCUUGAAGAAAGGCUCAAAUACUUGUCCGACGGCAUAGUGCCUCGAAAGAAUCUGGAUGUGAUGAGGGAAGCAGCAGCAGAAGUGGAAUCCCAACGCGCUGCUGAGGCGAAGGCUCUGAAGAAGGCCAAAAAGAAGAAGGCCAAAGAAGAAGCAGCAGCAGCAGCAGCAGCAGCAGCGGAGAAUGGGGAAGAGGCCGAGGAGGAGGAAGUGCCCAAGAAGAAGAAAAGACAUGCAGAGCAAGAAGCUGUGGAGGCUGAGACUGCGGAGCCGGCGGGAGAAAUUAAGAAAAAGAAAAAGCACAAGAAGCAUGCAGAAGUGGAAGCAGCAGCCUAA